This is a messenger RNA of Drosophila albomicans, 1124 nucleotides long. Its product is annotated as ninjurin-A-like. Lineage: Eukaryota; Metazoa; Arthropoda; Insecta; Diptera; Drosophilidae. Gene Ontology annotation, biological process: cell adhesion; tissue regeneration. The transcript is spliced from 4 exons. Gene Ontology annotation, cellular component: membrane. Bases 240 to 923 code for a protein of 227 amino acids. The record is from RefSeq and is a predicted model, not a curated record.
AUUAACGUUAACGGCAACAGCGAAUGCUAUUUCAUCUCGGAUGAAGAUUUAGGUUUGGGGGUUUGCUCAGUGUCGGUUGUAUUUUUAAUAGCGUGAGACGCGGUUGCUAAACGCGCAUGAGUUUUCGCUUCCCGGUCAAAACGUCGUCAAGUGUUCAUUCACGUUAACUUUUUGUAUUUUUCCUCAACUCAUUAAAAUUUUGUUUACAUUGUCGGUUAAAACGUAUUUUUAAUUGAAAAAUGAACAAUCUAAAACAUAUUACACUUCAAAUGGAUAAGAUGGAUGCUGAUAAAUUAAAAAAUCAAGGUAUUCACAACGAGGCUAUUGACGACAUCGAUGGACGUGUGCGUCGUAUACCACGAGCAGUUCCUGAAACUGAUGACGAUGAAAAUGACGAUCGUCCUUAUACAGAUGGCAAUAAUGUUGGUGUUGACGAUGGUCUUCUAGCCGAUGAUGAGAAGCGAGGCGGCAGUCGGGGUGGAAGUGUUGUUCCUUUUGCAAAAUCUCCCCUGCCAAAUGGAGGACCAAGUCGAAGCUUUCCAUAUCCCGGCUAUAAUGGUAACGGGUUCGUGAACAUCAAUGGCGUGCAGACGCCAAUACCAGAUGUUAAUACGUAUCAGCAUAAGAAGACACUGGCAAAGGGUAUGAUGGACUUGGCGCUGCUCUCGGCAAAUGCGAAUCAACUGCGUUAUGUGCUGGAGACAAAACAACAACAUCCAUAUUUUUAUCCCAGUUUAUUGUUCAUUUCGUUGAGCAUCAUAUUCCAGAUUGCCGUAGGCGUCGGACUUAUAUGGAUUAGCAGAUACAAUAUCAAGAACGAGAAGGAAAUCUGUCGUGCGAACCGAAUUAAUAAUUACACAGUCAUUGGCAUUUUCAUUGUAACCGUUGUCAAUGUGUUAAUCUCGGCGUUUACAACAGCGUGAAUUCAAUGCGGUCUGCGUCAAGUCAACAGGGCAGAAGACUGACAAACAAAAUAAGUCACACAGACUGGAAUUAUCAAUGGUUUAAACAAAUCCGUAGAGAAAUUCGAAUUCAGUCAGCUCACCAGUUAAUGCUGCUAACAUAAAAAUAAACAGUAUUUGGCUGGAUCUCAAAAUGAAUUCAGUGUCUAUCGCCAUCAACAA